AUGGAGGCGUCCAAGCGCGUCGUGUUCGUGUCCGUCAAGGGGCGGGACGACAGCAGGCCGAGGACGCGAAGGAAGCGCGCGCUGGGCGUGAGCGAGACCGCGACGUGGGACGAGUUCGUCGCGCUCAUCCGCGCGCGCCUGCAGCUGGAGAACGUCCGAGCCAUCUACCACGCGUCGACGAUGACGCCGCUGACGUCGAUGAACGAUCUGCAGGACAUCGAGGACCUCGUCGUGGACGGCGACGAGGCCGCGAGCGUGUCGAUUCCCAUUCCCGCGACGUCGACCGGAGGUUCGAACGGAGGCGCCGCGGCGGCGGGCACGGGCGCGGCGGCGAAGGCGUCGGGGAAAUCCAAACCCAAGUCGACGCUCCCGAGGCUCGCGCCCAAAGCCCGCGAUACGCCGCUCGGACGCAAAGGCCGCGACGGCGAGGACCCGGACGGCGGAGAUAAGUACAAGAAGCGCGCCAGCGUCUUCAUGCAGUUCGUGCAGAAGAUCGCGCCGUCGUGGGGAGGCGCUUUGGAGGCGCAAGACGCGUUGGACGCGUUGGAGAAGGGCGCGAGCCGCGCGGUGCUCGGGACGCCGGGAAGGGUCGGCGGGGUCAAGAGCCGGGGUCGGCGGGGUCGGCGGGGUCGGGACCCGCGGAGUUUGAUCGGUGGGCUCGCGAUCGCGUGUUCGGUCGCGACGAUGGUGUAUCUGUACAACAAGUUAGGCGCGGCGACCGCGGCGGCGGGAGGAGGGCCGUAG
This is a messenger RNA of Micromonas pusilla CCMP1545, 744 nucleotides long. RefSeq lists its product as uncharacterized. The record is from RefSeq and is a predicted model, not a curated record. The coding region runs from base 1 to 744 and encodes 247 amino acids. The transcript is spliced from 2 exons. Lineage: Eukaryota; Viridiplantae; Chlorophyta; Mamiellophyceae; Mamiellales; Mamiellaceae.